AUGAACAUCUAUGAUGAUAUUCUCGAUGCUACCGUGGUGUCACUCUCAGCAACAGGUCAUUUCACCACAGGAAAAUAUGAGGAAUUGUUAGCGGUCAGAACCGAUAUACUGUCAGUGUACAGGGUGAGUUUAAAAGGCCGACUUAUAUUGACACAUGAGUUUAAAUUCGAAGGAAGAAUCACUGAUCUCGCUGUGGUACCUCAGAAGGAUUCUCCACUUGACUGUCUGCUUUUAUGCACCUCAAUUGCCAAGAUUUCUGUGGUAAGAUACGAUGAAGCUUCCAAUUCGAUAGAGACGUUAAGUUUACACUAUUACGAGGACAGUUUUAAAGACCGUUCCAUCUUAGAACUGGCUAAAGAAUCCACUAUGAGGGUUGAUCCUGGUAAAAGAUGUGCUCUCUUAUUUAACAACGACGUGAUUGCACUAUUGCCUCUGCAGACCACUUCCUUAAAUGAUGGUGAAGAAGAGGAUGAAGAUAUGGACGAUGAGAGACCGGAUAAGAGACAAAAGAAUAAUAAAGGUAGGAUUACUGCUCCAAGCGCUAUUUUCAAUGCUAAGGAAUUACAUCAAGAUAUGAACAACGUUAUAGACGUAACAUUUCUACGAAAUUUUACCAGACCUACCUUGGCAGUAAUAUUUGAAAAUAAACCAGUAUGGGCAGGAACUUCACAAGUACUACCUUUGCCGGUAACAUAUAUGGCUUUUACCCUGGAGGUGACGUCUAAUGAACAAUCCACUGACAUAAAGAGUACGGUAAUUGCAACCGUCAAGGAACUAAGCUGGGAUUUCCAUACCAUGAUACCGAUUGCCAAUGGAUGUAUCAUUGUGGGGUCUAAUGAAAUGGCAUACAUCGACAAUACGGGGUCGCUUCAAUCUAUCAUAUUUUUAAAUUCUUAUGCUAACAAAAAUAUGAAGAAGGCAAGAAUUGUAGACAGAUCGAAAUCUAAAAUUUUACUGCAUAAGCCAACAACAUACAACUGGUCUGUUUCAGAUCAGAAAUCAGAAACUGGAGAAACUCUUCUGAUAAUGGACCAUCAGGCUGCAUUUUAUUACAUUCAACUUGAAUAUGAAGGUAGGUUACUCACUAAAUUCGAUAUUAUCAAUUUACCUAUUGUAAAUGAUACUUUGAAAAACAAUUCUAAUGCGACUUGUAUAUCACGUCUGAAUUCAACAUUGUCUGGCAACUACGUAGACCUUUUUGUUGGUUUUCGUUCUGGAGAUGCUUCGGUAUUGAGGCUGAAUAACUUGAAAGCCGCCAUUGAGAGUCGCGAUGAGCACAAAGAGAUUACUUCACCACCAGAGAAUGAUAUUGAAAAAUUUGAAGAUGAGGAUGAUCUAUAUUCAGAAGAAGCAUCUGAUGCUGAUAAAGAAAAAGAAAACAAGGAAGUAGUUGUCGAAACCGUUUUGCCUUUUGAUAUCGAAGUGCUUUCAUCAUUGAGGAAUAUUGCCCCUAUCACAUCUUUGACACCAGGUAAAAUAUGCUCAGUGGAUAAAUUCGUCGAAGGUCUUUCCAAUCCCAAUAGAAAUGAGGUAUCGUUGGUAGCCACUUCAGGAAACGGAACAGGUUCUCACUUGACAGAGAUUCAAAUGAGUGUCAGACCCGAAGUGCAACUGGCCCUAAAAUUUAUUAGCAUCACCCAGAUGUGGAAUCUAAAAAUCAAGAACAAAGAUAAAUACUUGAUUACCACUGAUUCGAAUAAGAAUAAAAGUGAUAUUUACCUCAUAGACAAAAACUUUGCACUUUACAAAGAAGGUAGAUUUAGGAGAGAUGCUACCACCGUUAGCAUAUCCAUGUUUGGUAGCGAUAAAAGAAUUGUUCAAGUGACCACUAAUCACCUAUAUCUUUACGAUACAAAUUUCAAGAGGUUAACUACUAUGAAGUUUGAAUUCGAAGUGGUCCAUGUCUCAGUCAUGGAUCCCUAUAUUUUAAUUACAGUUUCCCGUGGUGAUAUUAAGGUUUAUGAAUUGGACGCCAAGCAUAAGAAGAAGUUAUUUAGAGUCGAGCUUCCGGAUGUCUUACGUGAAAUGGUCAUCACAUCUGGUGUAAUAUUGAGAAGCAAUAUGUGCAAUGAGUUUUUAACGGGACUUGAAAACUCGUCAGAAGAACAAUUACUAUUCACUUUUGUCUCUGCAGACAAUCAAAUCAUUUUCUUUCCUCGAGAGCACAACGAUCGUAUAUUCCAACUGAAUGGUGUGGACCAACUAAAUGAAAUGCUUUAUAUCAGUACUUAUUCACUUCCUGAUGAGGUGGUUCCAGAUCCUUCGAUAAAGCAAGUUAUGAUCAACAAAUUGGGUAAUAAUAAUAAGGAGGAAUAUUUGACUAUCCUGACAUUUGGUGGUGAAGUAUAUCAAUAUAAGAAAUCUUCUCGUCGACAUAGCAGAUUCUACCGUAAUAUCUCGGGAGGUGAUUUAGCGAUCACUGGUGCCCCCGACAAUGCCUAUGCAAAAGGUGUCAGUUCAAUUGAAAGAAUCAUGCACUAUAUCCCUGAAUAUAAUGGAUGCUCAGUCAUCUUGAUCACAGGUAGCGUUCCUUACAUUAUAGUGAAGGAGGAUGAUUCUGUGCCGCGUAUAUUCAAGUUUGCUAACAUUCCAUUAGUUUCAUUAACACGUUGGGGCAGACAUUCUGUUAUGUGCGUGGAUGAUAUCAAGAAUGCCAGAGUUUACACGCUAGAUCGCAACAACGUCUACUACGGUAAUAAAUUACCCUUGAAGAAGCUUGAAAUCAGUGAUGUGAUGGAGGAUUACAUGACUCUGACUAGGGUCACUUUCCAUGAAAGGUCCCAAAUGUUCAUUGUAUGCUAUGCCAAGGAGAUAGAAUAUAGUGCAUUGGGUGAGGAUGGUGAAAAAUUGGUUGGAUACCAAGAGAAUACACCCCAUGCCAAGAGCUUCAAAAGUGGAAUCUUACUCAUCAACCCCAAGACCUGGAAUGUAAUCGAUAAACGAGAGUUUGACGACAAUUCACUAAUUAACGACGCAAGAACCAUGCUAAUACAGUUGGACUCCAGGACAAGAAGAAGGAAAGAGUACGUAAUUGUAGGUGUGGCACAUGUGGAAACAGAGGAUUUACCGCCCUCAGGGUCCCUCUCAGUGUUUGAUAUAACAGAAGUGGUUCCGGAGCCUGGCAAACCAGAUACAAAUUUCAAAUUGGGAGAAGUGUUCAAAGAAAAUAUCCGUGGUACUGUGAGUUCUGUAUGUGACAUAAGUGGGCGAUUCUUAAUCAACCAAUCUCAAAAAGUCAUUGUGAGAGACGUCCAGGAAGAUAACUCUGUUGUUCCGGUGGCAUUUUUGGAUGUCCCAGUCUUUGUCACUGACGUUAAGAGCUUUGGUAAUUUCCUCAUCAUUGGAGAUUCCAUGCAAGGUUUCCAAUUCAUCGGAUUCGAUGCAGAACCAUACAGAAUGAUCCCACUGGGUAGAAGUGUCUCCAAACUGGAAACAGUAGCAUUGGAAUUUUUAGUGAAUGGUGGUGACAUAUUCUUUGCUGUCACCGACACUAGCAACAUCUUACACAUUUUCAAAUAUGCACCAGAUGAGCCUAACUCUUUGUCGGGCCAAAGACUUGUACAUUGCACCAGUUUCAACUUACACUCUACAAACACUUGCAUGGUACUGCUACCUAAAAACGAAGAGUUUUCUGUCGGUGAGAAAUCUCUCAGUCCCGUUCAGGUGGUUGGGGGCCAGACUGAUGGAUCUCUUUUCAAAUUAGUCCCUCUCAGAGAAGAUACCUACCGUAGACUCUACGUUCUCCAACAACAACUCACUGAGAAAGAGGUCCAGCUUGGAGGACUGAAUCCACGUAUGGAAAGACUGUCUAAUGAAUAUUACCACCUAACGCAUGCAGUAAGACCUAUGCUGGAAUUUAAUGUUAUUAGAAGGUUUAACACACUCUCGGUUGAGAAGAGGAAACAGACAGCACAAAAAGCAGGUAGAAGGGCUCAUUUUGACAUCUGGCGUGAUCUAGUCAAUAUAGAAUUUUCUUUGAGAUCUUUAUGUGGAUAG
Zygosaccharomyces rouxii is the source of this 3996-nucleotide messenger RNA. It is a transcript of the gene CFT1, whose product is annotated as cleavage/polyadenylation factor CFT1. NCBI's taxonomy places the organism in Eukaryota, Fungi, Ascomycota, Saccharomycetes, Saccharomycetales, Saccharomycetaceae. Gene Ontology annotation, molecular function: protein binding; nucleic acid binding. The coding region runs from base 1 to 3996 and encodes 1331 amino acids. The record is from RefSeq and is a predicted model, not a curated record. Gene Ontology annotation, cellular component: nucleus; mRNA cleavage and polyadenylation specificity factor complex. The transcript has a single exon.